AUGCGUUUCUGGGAUGCCCCACAAUAUUUAUUUAACUAUACAUUUAACGAGGUUUCCGGCGUAUUUUAUGAGCGGUAUCCAAACUCGUAUGCCAAACAUAUUAUUAGCGAAGAUGUGUUGGAUAGAGAGAUCACGAAAGACCAGAUUAUUACGAGGAAAUUGAUCGUCAAAAAGGGUAAGGGUUUAUUUUGGUUUUUUGAUGUUUAGGUUUGACUAAAACAACGUAUAUCGUUAAUAUUUCUUACUUUUAUUCGAAAUACUUUUUAGAAAAGCUUUUUCCGACUAUUUCUAAGCUUUUGGCCAAGUUUUCCGCUAAAAUUUAACUUUAAUCACCUUGUAAUAAGCGAAAUGCAUUUAGGUAACAGCUUCCUGAAUGCCGUCCCUAAAUGGAUGAGCAAAUUGGCUUCGGUGAAGACGAUUCCAACCAUUGAAGAGAGUGUCUUUGAUUUAAAAACAAGAAUGUUAACGACCUAUACCAGAAAUGUGGCAGCUAGGGAUAUUUUAAUAUUGGACGAGAAAUGUUAUUAUCGACCUCAUGUAAGUUUUUUCGUUAUUUUGUCUUGAUUUUAGGGUCUGAGGGAUGGCUUGUGUGUUUGUAACUUGAGUUAGAGUCUUGCAAAGGUAUUUAUGAUGUUUUUUAGCUGGUUUGCUUUGAUAUUGGCUUUAAUUUAUACUUUGACCUUAUCUUAGGGAUUGGCCGAAAGGUGUUGAUGAGUUUGAUCUUUUUACAAAUACCUACUAGUUUUAAAUGUAUGAUUUUACAAUGGUAAGUUGAGGAAAGGUCUUACCUAUUUGAGAAUAUGUAUUGAUAGCCGCAUUUGUAAGUCUCUGAUUUAAAAUUAGCUUAUACCUUAUAUUAGGUUUAUUAAAAGCUAUUUUGAUGUUUUUGCAGUCAUAGACUAAUGUUAAUUAGAUGUAGGUAUACUUUUUACUGCUUAUAAAUAGAAAUUUUGCCUUAGAAGCUUUUAUUACUUAUAAUUAACUCAAAUUUACAUCUAUAUUUCUUUAGGAUCAGCACAAAACCGAGCUUCAGCGUGCAGUAGCCUGUAAUGUGAACUACGGCCGAUUCUCCGGCCUUAUUGAGAAGGUAAUCGUGAUGACUUUCCGCAAAUCGAUAAAGAAGACUAUGGCCGGAUUCAACGAAAAGCUGGAGGAACGAUUUGGCCGACAUACCAACCAAAGGAAUCUUGGGUUGGCAAAUUUUCGUUCACCACCGAUUAAGCUGGAAAAAGUGUGA
This is a messenger RNA of Bursaphelenchus okinawaensis, 1237 nucleotides long. NCBI's taxonomy places the organism in Eukaryota, Metazoa, Nematoda, Chromadorea, Rhabditida, Aphelenchoididae. The record is from the annotation of a GenBank genome assembly.